This is a messenger RNA of Solea senegalensis (Senegalese sole), 2864 nucleotides long. It is a transcript of the gene ing2, whose product is annotated as inhibitor of growth family, member 2. Gene Ontology annotation, cellular component: nucleus. The coding region runs from base 744 to 1589 and encodes 281 amino acids. Gene Ontology annotation, biological process: positive regulation of DNA-templated transcription. The transcript has 2 exons. NCBI's taxonomy places the organism in Eukaryota, Metazoa, Chordata, Actinopteri, Pleuronectiformes, Soleidae. The record is from RefSeq and is a predicted model, not a curated record.
CCUUUCUUGUGACGGUCGCUGACCUUGUCCUAAUGGUCCGAUUGAGGCAGAUUAACGUUUUAAUAGAAUUGAAUGACUACAAAUAUGAAAUAUAGAAAGCCAUUCCCAACAGUAGAAUUCAGUAAUGUGUACAUGAGGAAGUACGCAUUUGGAAUUCUGUCCAUCUUUGAAUCCAUAUUCUUAUUCUUCCCUCUAUAGUUUUGUGUUUUGUUUCAAAGUAGGUGAACAAGCACCAGUUGUCCUUUGUUAACAGGUGAAAACAGCAAUGACAUGUCAACAAUCCUCUUUUCCUACUACGUAAAUGUCAUAAAGUUCUUUUGCUAUGUAAUAUAUCUACAUAUAAAACUGUAUACAUGAUAUUAUCAUUAUUAUAUGAGUCAAAUUGUCCUAAACCCGUGGUUUAAGACAAUUAUGGGUUUUUAAAAUUAAAGUUUUUCAUGAUCAUUUUCCUCCAUUCAAUUCAAUUUUCCCGGGAAAACGUUAUGAUAAUGAGGUCCCUCUCCACCAAUCCCGGUUCCGCAAACCCUCCUGGCCCCGCCUCCCGUGACGACAGAUAAGAGGAAACUGUACACCGCCAUAUAAGGAAAAUACUCCCGCAUGCGCAGUGGCGUGAGUUUUGUUUGAAGUGAACUGCUGCUGCCUGGAACUGCCCUACAAAGCUGCAAAGUCGCCAAGCAUUUUUUGCUCCUCACUGUAUUUUCUCCACAUUUUCCUCCAUAUUGUCUCUAUGCAUCGCAGAGACCAUGUUAGGUCACCACUACCCCAAUGCCGACAAGUCGCAACAACUGGUCAACUAUGUGGAGGAUUAUCUGGAAUGUGUGGAGUCCCUGCCUCUGGACAUACAAAGAAAUGUUUCCCUGCUUCGAGAAAUCGAUGCAAAGUAUCAAGAGGUGCUGAAGGAGGUGGAUGAAGUGUUUGAGAAGUACAAAGGUGAGCAGGAUGCAGCUCAGAGAAAGCGUCUGCAGAUCCAGCUGCAGAGGGCACUCAUUACCAGCCAGGAGCUGGGUGACGAGAAAAUCCACGUGGUGACCCAGAUGACGGAGCUAGUGGAGAACCGCUCCCGCCAGAUGGAUUCCCACUCCCUGUGCCUCCAGGAGCCCCCCGAGGCCGAGCGACUCCCCCCAGAGCGGCGCUCCAGUGUCCAAGAACCCCCGGCGCCUGAGCGCACCUCCAACAGACGCCCGCGGCGCCAACGCAACAGCGAGAGUCGCGACUCCAGCCACCCGUCGGCCAAUGGCUCUCUGGUGGACGACACCCCCGAGGAGCUGUCCGUACCUCCACCACGGGAGAAGAAGUCCAAGUCUGCGAAAAAGAAGAAGCGCAAGUCCAAACAGGAACGGGACGCUUCACCUGUCGAAUUCGCCAUUGACCCUAACGAGCCCACCUACUGUCUCUGUGAGCAGGUGUCUUAUGGUGAGAUGAUCGGCUGUGACAAUGACCAGUGCCCCAUCGAGUGGUUCCACUUCUCCUGCGUGGGCCUCACCUACAAGCCCAAGGGCAAGUGGUACUGCCCCAAAUGCAGAGGCGACAAUGAAAAGACGAUGGACAAAAGCCUCGACAAGAACAGAAAAGACCGUCGGUCCAGGUAGUGACCCUCAUUGUGAAGGGGCUAGGACUGUCGUAGAUGAUCAGAAUACUCGUGAUGUUGUAAGAGCACAAUCGAACACUGUCAGUAGCAGCGCUUAGUAUUAAUCAAGGACCAGUUGUGAUUGAUCUUGUGCUGUUACAUCACUGAUUGUUUCCACUGGUGGUAACUGUGCUGUAGACUGAAGGAUGUCCAGCUGCUGCAAGAGUCGUCCACUUGAUGCCGCCGCCAUCCUCAAGUGUUUUGCUUUUCGUGGGACUUUGAUUAUUAUUUUUUUUUUUUCACUCUUUAUUUGUUUUGCUGUCAUUUUCUUUCUGGUCAAAAUCCUAAUAAAAAAAAAUAAGAUAUUCCAGCGGAUGAUGAUAAUUUCAUUCAGUUUUGGUCAAACAUAAGAUAUGAUGUAAGAGAUUUGGUACUUGAUGGGACACUGGAAUUUACUUUUUUACAUUCUUUCCUGGGCUUUCAAUAAACCCAUCUCAACCUUUUCCUGUAAACUGUUAGCCAGUCAGUGUCUGAAUUACAGACUUUAGCAGAGGCUGAGCUCCACAUUUGUCUCCCUUAUGAUACUAUUAUUUAAACAUCUUUUUAAUUUUAGCCCAUUUUGAAUCCCUCAGGUCUAGCUACCAAAAGACUAUGUAAACAUCUGAUACAUACCAGAAAUUAUAAUCACUUUUAAUCCACUUAAAAGUUUCCCCUUAAUGAAGGGGACACUAAUGGAAGUAUACUUGUUUUAUAUUUUAGCAGAAGUUGUACGAGACGCUCCAUGCAUAUAGCCAAUAGUACGUUGCGUUUGUGGACAACAUUUUCACCCGCUCACCAUCACUAUUGUGUAAAUUUCUUUUUAUAUUCAUUUAAACAAAGUACUAUUAGUCGGUUAGCUGCCCUGUUUUCUUGAAAAUGUAGCACGCAAACAGUUUUUAUCUGAUUUAGCAAACAGAAUGAUGAGAAUUCUUGAUUAGUCGUGUUAGCAGCUACCAGCGUUAGCUACGAGUUAAAUAUCUCCACAACCACUUGCUUCAAUGAGACAAAAUAUGUCCUUUGCUUGAAAACACUGGAAGUUUUUUCAAUUUGUGACUUUCUGCUCCUUACACCAAAGUCCAUAGAGAAAAUUUGUGUUUUUAGUUCAUGGGAGCUGAUGUUAGGGUGCCGAGUGUGGUAAAGUUGUGUCACAUUUUCUCAAUGGACUUUGGUUACUCUGGCAGUAAAGUAUUAAAUGUCAUUAUUUUAUCUUCAAUUUUUGCCAAGUGAAUUAAAUUGAACGGACACAGACAUCACUUUA